Boeremia exigua is the source of this 1003-nucleotide messenger RNA. Its product is annotated as Isochorismatase-like protein. The coding region runs from base 336 to 905 and encodes 189 amino acids. NCBI's taxonomy places the organism in Eukaryota, Fungi, Ascomycota, Dothideomycetes, Pleosporales, Didymellaceae. The record is from RefSeq and is a predicted model, not a curated record. The transcript has 2 exons.
GGCUUAUCGAGCAUAGCAGCGUGUGGACUAGACAAAUACGGAAGUGUGGUGUACAUUGGCAGGAACGCUUGUGCAGGAUAAGCAAGGGGUGGUAGGGCGUCCCGCCAGGGCGAUCGUCCUGACCACUCUACGAUGUUAUGUGUCCUUACAAAUGACAGAGUAAACAUGGUGAAACAGACUGGUGUAUGUCCUGCGGGCAUGGUUUCCGCGAUGAAUCACGAGAUCACGUGCCAUGACUCACAGGCUCGAAUUAUCUCACACUCGUAUCCUUGUUACACACCAUCAUGUCUCCCGGUGACGAGCAGUAUUCUCUACGCUGAAGUUGCUCUCCGACAAUGUCCCGCACAGCCCUCUUUGUAAUCGACAUCCAGCACGCCCUUGUCGGCGACCCGGAUACAGCUAUACCACACGCGCAACGCAUCAUAGAUGCUGGUACUGCGCUCCUCGAAAGAGCGCGAUCGAGUAUCGACUCUGUACGAGUGAGCGGCAAGAAACCAGAAUUGGAUAUCGUGAUCGUGCAGCACGAAGAAACGCCCGAGAAAGGAAACCUGCAAAAAGGGAGCAAGGCGUGGGAGGUUCAUUUCUCACCGCAAGAGAGCAACGAUCACGAAAGCCUGGUAGCAAAGGACGUCCGCGACACGUUCCAGUCCAACCCAGAAAUGGCAGAUGAGCUGAGGAGUAGAGGAGUGGAUACAAUCGUAGCUUUCGGUAUUCAGAGCGAGUGUUGCGUACUCUCUACUUGUCGUGGCGCCCUGGCAGAGGGAUUUAAAGUUGUAUUGCUGAAGGGUGCACAUUCGACGUAUAAUACAGACAAGAAGACGGCACAGGAGAUCGAGAAGGAGGUGGACGAUGUGCUGCUGGCGGAGGGUGUCGAAAUCAAAGAAUGGGAAACCUGGAUGCUGUAGAGGAGAGCUGUUGAAGAGGAAAUGUUAGAGUGCUGACAUCGAGGGCACUUUCAUCUGUCGAUGUACAAGAGAUUGGGAGAAUGAACAACUACUGGAGC